Molecule: messenger RNA, 2978 nt
Organism: Melitaea cinxia (Glanville fritillary)
Lineage: Eukaryota; Metazoa; Arthropoda; Insecta; Lepidoptera; Nymphalidae
Product: probable RNA-binding protein 19
Exons: 15
Coding region: 227-2935 (902 amino acids)
Molecular function (GO): RNA binding
Source: RefSeq, a predicted model, not a curated record
AUGAAAUGUCAAACCAUUGCCAAACUCACAUGUUGAAUAUGUCAAAUUAAUACUGUAUACAUACGUUUGUCAAAACCUCAAAGUUUUCACGUGCUAAUAUUUUUAUUGUAUUAGUAAUUGAAUUAAUAAUAUUUUUAUAUAGAAUGUUAUCAUUUUAAAUUUUCAUUGGUCCUAUUUUAAUUUAAGAAGUACAUUAGUUUAUGUUGUGUAACAUUUUUAUUGAGCCAUGUCUCGACUUAUCGUAAAAAACUUACCAAAUAAGGUAACCGUAGAAAAGCUACGGGAUAUUUUUAGUGAAAAGGGUGAAGUAACUGACGUUCAGUUAAAAUACACAAAGGAUGGUAAGUUCAGAAACUUCGGUUUUAUUGGAUACCGGACAGAAGAGCAGGCUUCAGCUGCUAAAGAACAUUUCAAUGGCACAUUUGUAAAUAGCAUGAAAAUUAAUGUUGAAGUUUGUGCAAACUUAGGCGAUGAGAAAAAACCUAGAGCGUGGAGCAAGUAUGCUAGUGAUAGUACAGCGUAUAAAAAAAUACAUAAAAAUGAUGUUCCUGAAAGAGAAAAACCCAAGAAGGGCAAAAUAUCGAAAGCAGAAAAAAAUAAAAAUAAAAUUAUGGAUCUUCUAAAAAAGCACAAAGGAGAUCCAUUAUUCACAGAAUUUAUUGAAGCUCAUAUAAAUGAAAAAACAGCUUGGAUCAAAGAUGCUCUGGAAGAAAGUUACAAAAGUGAUGGUGAUAGUGGAGUUGAAAAUGAAUCUUCGGAUAAACUUGAAACAACUGAGAAAGAUGAAGCUAAAGCUUCUGAUACUGAUGAUAAAGAAAAAGAGAGAGUUGAAAAAGUACAAAAAGCAGCGGAUGCACAGAUAAGUGAUUUACAGUAUAUGAAAAUACUAAUGAAGAAAGUGGAUGGCUUUACAGAAGAAAAAGAAAAGGAACAACUUGAUGAAGAUAAACCUAAAAAAAUUAGAAAUAGGCCUUUAUUACAUGUUAAGGUAACAGGUUUACCGUUUAAAUGUAAAAAAAAGGAUAUAAAGGAAUUCUUUAAACCUCUUGUCCCAUAUUCGAUAAGAUUUCCUUUAGGAAAAGGCAGAAAGCUGGCUGGAUUUUGCUAUGUCGGUUUCAGGACUGAAAAGGAAUACAAGAAGGCUCUCAACAAAGAUAAGCUAUUCAUAGGUAAACAUCGCUUGCAUGUACAGAAAUAUGAAGAUAAAGCUAAAAAAGCAGCAGAGGAAGAAGAACAAAAAAAUAUCAAAGAGAAGCAAGAGAAAGAAGGCAAUGAAGAGAGUAUAGGUGAGAGUGGCAGUAUCUUCGUACGGAAUUUACCCUACGUUGUUUCCGAACAGGAAGUCACCGAUUUGUUUGAAAAAUAUGGUCCUCUAGCUGAAGUAAACAUGCCUAUAGAUCCAGUAUUGCGUCAACCUAAAGGUUUCGCAACGGUUACAUUCGUAAUACCUGAGCAUGCAGUAAAAGCGUAUACAGAGCUGGAUGGUACGGCUUUUUGUGGGAGAAUGCUGCACUUAAUGCCGGCCAAAGCAGAAAAAACUGUCGAUGAAGACGAGGACGAAGGUUUAUCAUUUAAAGAAAAGAAGGCGAAAAAACUGAAACAGCAAGCAAAGUCAUCACACAACUGGAAUGUUCUGUUCCUCGGAGUAAAUGCCGUGGCAGAUGUCAUUGCAGCCAACUAUAACACAACUAAGGAAGAUUUACUGAAUGAUACAAAUAAAAACUCAAGUGCUGCUGUCAGACUUGCACUAGGAGAAACCCAGCUCGUCGCCGAAACGAGGGCAUUCCUAGAAGCUAAUGGAGUAUAUUUGGACGCCUUUAACAGGCCGGCAAAAAAGAGAUCAAAAACGUGUAUAUUAGUAAAAAAUUUACCAGCAGGCACAGAUAAAGAAGAAAUCAAAUCGUUAUUUGUAAAACAUGGGCAAUUAGCGCGAUUCUUGAUGCCGAACCACGGUAUCACGGCACUUAUAGAUUUCAUCGAACCAUUCGAAGCUAAAAAGGCGUUUACCAAAUUAGCAUACUCGCAGUUUAAAUCGGCACCGCUUUAUUUAGAAUGGGCGCCAGAGAAUGUAUUUGUCAAAACUUUAGACAAACCACAGGAACGUACAGAAAGUAUUGCUGAGGAAGUAGUAGAAAAAAAAAUAGAAACGCCUCAAGAAAAAGAAAUUAGUAAUGCCAUACCAGAAAGCAAUGAAAAAAAUAAAGUUAAGGAACCUAAUGUUGAAGAUGAGCAACCAGAAAAUGAUACAACGCUAUUUGUUAAAAAUUUAAAUUUCAAAACCACAGAAGAAUCUUUGAAAGAGCAUUUCUCCAGAUGCGGUAAACUACACAGUGUAACUAUCGCUAAGAAGAAAGAUCCGAAAAAUCCUGGACAGUUCCUGUCAAUGGGUUAUGGAUUUAUUCAAUACCUCAAAAGGGAACACACUAACGAAGCUUUAAAAGAGCUUCAAAGCUCCGUUCUUGAUGGCAAAACGUUGGAAUUAAAACGAUCGGAAAGAGGGAAUACUACUGAAGUGAAAUCGUCAAAGAAAAAUACAAGAGACACAGUGCAAAAUGGUACAAAAAUUCUUGUGAGGAAUGUGCCCUUCCAAGCUAAUCGAAGUGAAUUAGACGAAAUAUUUAGAGCAUUCGGAGACAUCAAAACCUUGAGGUUACCAAAGAAACUGACACCUGGCUCUGAACAACAUAGAGGAUUUGCCUUUGUUGACUUCUAUUCUAAAGCAGAUGCGAAGUCUGCUUUUGAAGCACUCUGCCAAUCAACUCAUCUUUACGGAAGGCGCUUGGUGCUUGAAUGGGCAGAUCAAAGCGACGAGACAGAGAAUGUCAAUUUAUUGAGAAAGAGAACAGCAGAUGCAUUUAACACUAAAGUAUCUGGUGGCAAAAAGUCAAGAAAAGGAGCAGUUGAUGUUGACACAUUUGUAGAUAUUGAUAAAUAAUACCAAUUCUUAGUUUAUUGUAAUAAAUAUUUUAUUGAAUUUU